Molecule: messenger RNA, 799 nt
Organism: Diversispora eburnea
Lineage: Eukaryota; Fungi; Glomeromycota; Glomeromycetes; Diversisporales; Diversisporaceae
Source: the annotation of a GenBank genome assembly
UCCAACAUUAAAGUUAUUAUCUGAUGUUUUUCCUCAAAUGUUGAGUGCACUUCCAAAAAUAUGUUUUUGUGUUCCAAAACUAACUGAAGAAGCAGCAAAAUUUAUUGACAAACUCUUGAAGGCAGAAGAUGUUGAUGACAUACCAGCAGUGACAGGAGAGGAAAAAACUUUUAGAAAGCUUUUCAGUCGCAUCCUUGAUUCCAUAACAAUGACUAGAAAGAACGAUUUGCCUGAAGUCGAACACACGUUUCGAAAUGUUGUCCCUCUGCUCGAUGCAACAAUUGGAAAAGAUGGUUAUUUUUGGGUCAAGUACGGCGAACAAUCACUGGCAGCAACAGCUACACGACGAAAUAAAGAGAGAGACCCAAAUGACCGUGCACGAAUUGGAUUCAAGAUUGACGCGAUGAUCGAAUACCAGAACCUUAGCUGGACUCCAGUUAUCAGCUGUUUAGAAGUUUCUGGUGGUCUCCCACAAUGCUCACGAUCUAAAGAGUGGGAUGAUACCCUUAAACUUGGAUUAGAACUCCGGGACUUAUGGGCGAUUGCUGGAGAUCAUUUGAUGGGUGUGGAUGUAAGUGAAUUGGUAUGGUGGGGUCUUGCAGUGAUUGGUCGCAAGAUUAGAGUCUAUGCUUUUGCCUCUUCUGGUUUCCUAUUUCAUUUGGUCCUGAUGUAUGAAGCUUUCCUUCCUUCUUCUCGUGAAGACCUUUAUAGUUUAGAACUUAUAUAUCUUGUAUUAAAAGAAUACAAAAAGAAGUUAGAUGAAACGAAAAAUAUGAUAAGUGAACUUAGCAAGAAGAAG